This is a messenger RNA of Colletotrichum scovillei, 6127 nucleotides long. RefSeq lists its product as uncharacterized. The transcript is spliced from 2 exons. Lineage: Eukaryota; Fungi; Ascomycota; Sordariomycetes; Glomerellales; Glomerellaceae. Gene Ontology annotation, cellular component: transcription factor TFIIIC complex. Gene Ontology annotation, molecular function: DNA binding. The record is from RefSeq and is a predicted model, not a curated record. Gene Ontology annotation, biological process: 5S class rRNA transcription by RNA polymerase III; transcription initiation at RNA polymerase III promoter. The coding region runs from base 114 to 6110 and encodes 1998 amino acids.
CAGGCAUCUUGGGUUCGAUUUUCCAUCGUCGACCUUCGCCGUCAUUAUUCGCAUGAAUUUUUCUAUGCGGCUUUCGUUCACCUGAUAAUGUCAACCCCCCCAAAGGAGACACAAUGUCCCGCGACCUCGAGCGACUGAUAGAGUCAGUCAUCACUGACAUCUCAUGCUAUGGUGACUUGGGAUGCACUGUACUGCAUGUACUCGAUUCACUCGGCACUUUUUACAAGGACACCCGACCUAGGCAAGAUGCAUCAGCAGAACCCUCUCAGCCAACAGACGAGGAUUCCAACCAGUUACUGUGGUCUACAGCCUGGGACUGGCUGAGAGUGAGGAAGGACGUCUCCGUUGGACCGAAUCGAAAGUGGAAUCAUGUACCUCUGGCUGACAUCCUCGCCUUGCCGGAUCCAGACUCUCAGGAUGGAACAGCAGCUCCCAGUACCUCAGAGGGUGCCACAGAAGAAGGUCCAGAUGACUUUGAACCCAAAGGCCUCGUCAAGUCGGCGCCGAAGACUCUAGGCCUUCGAAAGCGGCCUCGUAUAUACGUCUCUGAGGAUCGCAUGUGGGAGUCCAUUGCUGGACAUGCGCCCGACUACCGAAGGGUCCCGAGACUUGAGUGGAUGGCCUUGGUCGGUAUCGCCUCCACUAAGCAGCAGGGUAUCCUGCAAGGCGAUUUAGGUCGACUUGUUGGCCAAGACAAACGCUCAUUGCCCAAAAGAACAGAUGCUUUAGCAGAGAAGGGAUAUAUCUCGAAACGAACGACGCUCGUCAGGGGAACCAAGACCAGCAAAAUGUGGUUGACGCGCUUUGCCCCAGCUCUUCCAAUCGAUCCCUUGAAAGCAACGGCUAGUCUGCACACGACUGUUGAUAUGUCCCGAAACGCCCUGGCGUGCGACUUAGAGCCUGUCUCAUGGCGUGGCAGGUGGAAUGGGGAAUCAGUCGACUACAUCUCUCUAGCCCAAACGAUAAUGGCCAUUGUGAAGGCCUUUGGCAUCAUCAGAUAUCAUGAUCUACGGUGCAAACUGGGCAUUUUGGGUCUGAGAUGGCAGAUGAAAGUGGCAGCCAAGACGUGUCGAUUCUUCGUCCAGACUGGAGCCAUCCAGUAUGUUGGCGCCACUUUGUCUGGGAAACUUUUCAAGGACUGCCUCAAAUUCGACCACGAUCUUACGCACGAGGAUUGGGCUGCCUAUCUUGCUACGGGGAAGCAGAAAAGCAUCCAGUUUGAUCACAGUCUCAAUGGUGGAGAUCUUGGAUCUGAUCCUGCAAGCAAAACCGCCAGCAUGGACACCCCAAGUCCAGGGGCUGAACCUGGUCGUGCUCUCAACAGAAGACGAAUGAAUCCACGCUCCAGCUGGAUAGCCGACAAACCACUAACGACGACGAUCUUUGACAAUAUUUCUGCUGCAGGCUCCGCGGGUCUGUCGAAUAAGCAGUUAGGAGACUUGACUUUGGGGCCAUCCUUUCGGCGGUAUAUAUCCUCCAUUUCCUCGACAAUCUCGCUCCCGACACAGCAGCCAGUGCAUCUCAGGCACUUUCAGGUAUCGAGUGAGAUGCACCGAAAAGGCAAAUCUCAGCAAUACCGCUAUUUUGCACUCAGCGCCCAGCAAAAAGAUGCCGCCGAUGCUGAAAAUACACUCACUGGACAGAUGGGUGAUGAUCAUUCUCUGGCUGACGGGGCCUGUGGAAAGACGCUGGCAGGCCAUUUUACAGAUCCCACAGUAAUCCCUGACUUGUCCUAUAUUGCCAGUGGCCUAGCUGCUCUUGCUCGAGUUUCUGGCAAGGCGCUCAAUGCCAUCACUAAGAGGAAGGCCGAGGCUUCGGAUAUCCUGCGAGCCAAUGGGGCUCAAGAAGCUGGAGGACUGCGUCAAGCAAAGCGAAGAAGGCUUUUACAGCAGACUGGCGAAGAUUCUUCUGAAGAGGACGCGAGCUUUACAGCGGGAACGUGCUCAGAGCUGGACUCUACAACCCCCUCUGCAACGACUACCAGGCGUGGUACGAGGCGACGCCCAGCUGAAUCGGCAACGGCAUCGAGUAUCGUGACACUCAAAGUAGAUCCAUCAGCACUGUCCAGAAUACUCUCCAACAGCGAUCAAAAUCCUAAAGCCGGCGCAGGCCCACAGAUCCCUCAGGUUCCUCCCGUUCAUGGUACAGACGAGUCCACUAUCCAUGCUGCUGUUGGUCAAGAAGGCAAGCUUCAGGAAUCUUCAAAUCCAGACGCAACGCUACCAGAUACGACAGCCGAGGGGAUCGAAGUUCCUGCCGCCCUGCAAACGGAUGAGCAAUCCAUUGUCGUGGGCUCUCAACGAUUAAACCAAGAAGUGGAGAUACCCAAUGCCGAGGCAGUGGACGAUACACUUGCCGACGGCGUGCCUGUGAAGCGUGGAGGCCGUCGGACCAAGAAAGGGUCAGCAAAACCUUCUGCCCGUGGCCGCUCCAAGAUUUUCAAAUGCGACAAAUGUGGAGGAACUUGGAAGAACGACGUUGGUAUUAAAUACCACCUCGAGAAAUCGAAGACACCCUGCAACCCAAACUAUGUGGCACCUCUUAUUGGGCCUCCCGAGAAGCUUUUCCCAGCUGCGAAACGAUCGACUCUGGUGAAGCGAGCAGUUAAUCCUCCUCGACAGAUCAAACCUCGGCACUCGAGAUUAUCUGCCCUCAAUGACACUCUGGACGAUGAGGGAAGCCAGGAGGACGCCUUCGGCUUGCAUGAGAGAGGAGAUGACGCUGUCACCGCUGCUAUACAAUCCUUCGAGGCUACUUCUUUCAGGAGUAGAAGACUGCGCACCGAUCAGGGAGGGGAAUCCGGCGUAUUACAGGAGACAAGACGAGGCGCGAGAAGGGGCACUGGCAGUAAUGGGAGCGCGUCAAGGUCAUCAAGUGCACUGAAGCCGCCGGUAUCCUCGACACAGCUGCCCAUGAGUGGGCUUAUUGAUGAUCCUGCCAGCGCUGUAAGAGACAUGCCAACGAAACAUGCCUCACUUCAGGUAGCAGUCGGGAAAGCAAGGGGGGAAGACACACCCAAAGCCAAGGGCACGCAUAUCUCCCCGGAAAGCCGCAGGAAGACUCUCAUAGACACUGCUGGAAUCGAUCCACCGCAAUUUUUGACGCCAACGAAAGUGCCUGAUUAUUCGGGGCGACGAGUUUCGCACUCGGGUCCAGCAAAGGGAAGUUCGAUUGGAAGUCCCAAGAGAGCAGGCUCAGGAGAUACGGCAGCACCAGUCAUCGAAUCCAAUCCACUACCACAUGCAGAGGCGCUGAGAGCCAGUCUGACCGAUAGCAGUGCUCUUUCAACAAUACAGACCAUGGAACGGGCACUUCAGUACAUCCUACAUGCGAGUGGUGGUGUCUUCCCCGGAGGCCAGUCUCUGUGGUACGCUACCAUCGCUACGUGGGAAACUCUGUUCUCGUCUGAAGAGGCGCCGGACCAUCAAAUGUACAAAAACGCAUUGGCAAGGUUGGCGAAGAAGAAACAAGUGGUUGUCAGUACGCAUGCUUUCAAGAAUUCCAAAGGCAUGAUGGCGAACUACCAAUUGAUACGGAUUCCUGGCAUCGAAGCGUCAUCCCCGCCAGGCGCAGCGAUGAAAGCGAAUAUCAUGGCUCAUCAUCCGAGACUUUACAUCCCGCCGGCCUUCAGGCCCAAGGCAGGAAUACCCGAGGAGGACAAGCAUGACGCUCAGCCUGUCUUCUCCAGCCGUAGGAAGACAGUCCAGGUGAUGGAGGUUCUUGAUGCUCCUUUUUAUGCCAAUAAAGCAGCUAAUGAGAGGCCAAAUACGCCCCCUGAGGGAUCCCAGACCCCAAGGAAACGCAGGAAACGAAUGGUCACAAGGGAACAGAUCGCCCAUGCAGAAGAUCAAGGUCCCGAUGGAACACGCAAGAGAGACAUCUUUCGAUUUUUCAUGACAGGGCAAGUAGGACCAAUCGCUGGGCCCUCCGAAUCUCUCGGUGAUGGACGAAGCGGCUGUCCUGCGAAUAUCAUCUUUCUCAAUCCCAACACAUAUCUGGGACCCGAAAUGCCAGAAGACAUCCAACACACACCUCUUCCUGAUGCCUCGGCCCCAGAACCAACUUAUGCCACGGCCCCGCCAACGUCUGACGUGGGCCACGACGAGUUCAACGUAACCUUCGCCCAGGCCGACACUAUCGAAGGCAAUAACGGUACCUGGCCGGCGCGUGAGAGCGCAUUUUUCGACAUGGAGGACCGUAGCCUGACAAUCAGUGGCUGGAUGCCCGAUUCGCGUUGGUUCCUCCGACAGAACUUGCCUCAAAAUCUCUCUGAGAUAACAAAGUGGCGAGGAGGGCCUGGAGACAAGUUGCCCAGCAGCAGCCAAUUCUACGACUUCUCCGACCAGGUCGAUGCCUGCUUCGACUGGGAGCUGUCAACUGAGGGUAUGAAGCUCCUUUUGGCGGGGUCGAUCGCCCCGGAUUAUAUCUUUAUCGACCAUGGCAUUGAUGACCUUCCCGGCGGAUGGGAGAACCCCCAACUUGAAUGGGAUCCUGUGAACCAACUCAGUCAAUCUGCCUUGUUCAGCCUCCAAAUCGCUGAACAGGGAACGACUGCAACUGACCAUCUCUGGGGCGGCGAGAUUGGUCGCCAAAGAAAGCGCAAGCGACGACAGACCAAGCUCGGGACCGAGCCAAGAGAGCUUAUGGUCGGAAUCGAUCUGAAAAUCAGGACGCUCAUACCAUUACCUAGAGACAUGGACCUGAGAGAUGCGUCGAGACGAAACGCCGGGCUCGACGAGACGAAUGAAACCAUCUUGAUAGCCGCAUUCGUCGUGACAAGAACACUUCUUGGUGGUGCCGACCGAAUUAUAGAAUGGGGUCUCAUGAUGACCUUGUUUCCCGACAUGGCCCUCAGCGCCAUGCGACGAUUCUGGUCGAAAGCCAGAAAGGAUCGUGGAACUUUCAUCAGCCAGCUUUCUGAGCGAUUCCAGAUUCAAUUUAUCUCAGCCUACGAGAACGAAGAAUUCCCACCCAUUGACUUUGACAAUUAUGUCGACUACGACUGGUCGCGCCUUAUCAAGUGGACCGCUGGUCUUAUUGAGGAUUCGCAGGAAUUGCCUGCCAGCAAGACUGCUCUGGAACGGGGUUACUCUCUCGGCUCAGCUUGGACGGAUGUUACCAACUGGCGCGACGAGUACUACAACUUUCAGAUGUCUGUCUUUAACAGAUUCGAGGCGGCCACUUCACGCCCCGCGACUUCCCUCGUGGAUAAGGAUGGGGGAGCGCUGUCACAGGACAGUGAGGACCUAGCCAUUGCCAUGUCGUGGUUGCGCUCCCUUUGCUACACGCAUCGCGAUAAAUAUGCGCCGCAAGAUAUCAGGAAGAAGAUGGCGAGCAUCGGAGGCGGAGACGAGGAGCGCAUCCAAUCACUUCUUGAGCAAGCGGUCGAGACUCUCCAAGGUCAAGGUGUCAUCACGGAUAGCAAGCUCAAAGCACUCGAGGGCCGCCCUUACCGCCUCACCGAGACAUUCUUGCCGCGAUUCAUAAAGUGGACUAAUGAGGUCAAGUACAUCGACGCCGCCAAGUUCAAACAACGACUUGAUGUAAGCUUCCGACGGGGCGAAAAGAUCCGGAUUCCCUAUGUCUUGAGGGAUGGCGAGGUCAUGGCCAUGAUGAAUUUGCAGGCGUACGGAAGAGUUGCCGUCACCACAGUUGAUGUCCCGAACAUCCCUCUCGGUUUCGACCCGGGCAAUUACGAAAGUAGGAAAUACCCCAAGUCGUACUACAACUUUGGUCUUGAGAUCGAAGCCACAGAGAAGUACAUUUACGAUGAAGAUUUGGCCCUCCUACAAAAAGCCAAGCACAGCAAGCCGCCAAGGGAAAACCACAAUCGGGCGGUUCCACUGUGGUCGGAUUUUUUUGGGGAGCUCAACCAUGAUCGUUGGGCACAAGUUCUUGGCGCAGUUGCGUUCGUUGUCGCAACUCGAGGACCCCUGGAUGUCGCGUCCGUUUGUGCCGUGCUCAAGCCAUAUGUACAAGAGUUUGAGGUGCAGAUGGUGUUUGACUGGGGGGAAAGAUACGGUGUGUUGAAGGGUAUUACCUAUGGAAAGAGUUUCACCGUGGAUGAGUGGUGGUGGCUGGUCGUUGGACAGCAGCGGAAUGUUGUGUGAACGACUCGUGAAGGAGG